Synchiropus splendidus (mandarinfish) is the source of this 1570-nucleotide messenger RNA. Its product is annotated as zinc finger protein OZF-like. Lineage: Eukaryota; Metazoa; Chordata; Actinopteri; Syngnathiformes; Callionymidae. The record is from RefSeq and is a predicted model, not a curated record. Gene Ontology annotation, biological process: regulation of transcription by RNA polymerase II. Gene Ontology annotation, molecular function: DNA-binding transcription factor activity; RNA polymerase II cis-regulatory region sequence-specific DNA binding. The transcript is spliced from 7 exons. Bases 134 to 1570 code for a protein of 478 amino acids.
AGUUGAAGUUAGACAGGCACGAAAACGGUCACAGUUGGGACGCCGUAGUGACGUCAUCUCGCUCCAUGCAGACAUGCGCAGGCGCCGGGAACCCACCAAGCACUGACGGUUCUGCAAUUCGCCGCGUAGCGUCAUGGAAGCAAAGGUGCUGACAACGAAUCGAAAACGGAUAAGACUAUUUGAAAGGGCUGUCGCUAAAAGAAAAGGUGAAAAAGAGCGAGUGACGUCCAGAGUUAGCAUCGGUGCAGCUUUCGGCCUGAAUACCGACGCCUCUGUUGCCCUUUCUCUGCAUGACAAAGCUGGUCUCACAACUAUGGAAGCAAAGGUGAAACUGGAGGAGGAUCCACCGUUUUCUGUUGAAGAAAGUAAAUCCAGAGUUCCUGGAGGAGAAGCAGAAGAGGGUGGGAAUAUCCUCACCCCAGUGGAUCCUUCUGACCCCAGUCAUCAACUCAGCAACAAGGAGGACCACAAGUCUUCUUCUGAGGAUGAAGAUUUUUCCUCGCCGGAGGAAAGAGUCAAAGAAGACGAUCCGGACUACACACCAGACUGUGCCCGCGUUUGGAAGCCCAGAAACGACAAGAAGGACUGUGCUGGUGAACUCAGUUUGUCCAUAACGCAGAGGAAAGAGUCACAUGACAAAGAUGAAGGUCACAUGUCAGAGGAUUCUGCUUCCUUCACCCCACAGGGCAACACAGCAAGAGAGGACGCCGUGAAACCUUCCCCCCACGAUGAACAUGCCAACCCCUCCGACGAGGCCAAGUGCUACCAACCGCUGCGCUUCCACAAGAAGGUCCGCAAGUGUCACAUAUGCGGAAAGGUCUUCCGUCACAACAAUCAUCUCCGGCGCCACCUCCUGGUCCACUCGGGGAAGAAACCCUUCAAGUGCUUCAUCUGUGCGCGAGGAUUCACUCAGAGGGGGAACCUCAAAACCCACAUGAAGGUCCACAAAGGAGACGUGAACUGGACCUUGCUUGAGGAGAAGAGCGACCCUAAGGAGGCUCCAGUUACAGCCAACGUUUGUGGCGACUGUGGGAUGGACUUCCCGGAGCCACAGCAACUGGAAAAACAUCGUGAAAUUCACAGGAAACCGUUCUCCUGCCCUGACUGCGGAAAGGCCUUCAAGUGCCCCAAAUAUUUAGCACUGCACUCCAGCAUUCACACAGGAGACUCGCCGUUCAGCUGCCGCACUUGUGCCAAGCGCUUCCUCACGGCAGAUUCGCUGAAGAAACACGAGCUGCGUCACACGGGGCUGAAGAACUUCCACUGCGACCAGUGCGGGAGGUCCUUCUCGCAGUCAUCCAACCUCCAAGUCCACCUCCAGUCGCACAGCGGCCAGCGGCCGCACCUCUGCGCCGUGUGCGGGAAAAGCUACUCCCGGGCUGCGACUCUGAAGGUCCACCUGAGGGUCCACACCGGGGAGACGCCGUACGCUUGCGACACCUGUGGCAAGUCCUUUUAUUACUAUCAAGGCUACCAGAAACAUCUGCUGGUGCACAACAAGAAGCCUAAAGUCCAAGUGAAACCUCUGGGCCGACCCAAACGCAACCUGAGCACUCAGGGUUUUCAGUGA